Messenger RNA from Oryzias melastigma (Indian medaka), 6155 nucleotides. RefSeq names its product protein NLRC3-like. The record is from RefSeq and is a predicted model, not a curated record. The coding region runs from base 28 to 2796 and encodes 922 amino acids. The transcript is spliced from 9 exons. NCBI's taxonomy places the organism in Eukaryota, Metazoa, Chordata, Actinopteri, Beloniformes, Adrianichthyidae.
UUUUUUUUCCUGAACUGUAAAUGACAGAUGAAGAUGAGCGACGUAGGGGAAGAGGAUGAAGCAGAGACUAAAGGAUACAUUCUUAGGAACUCACUCUCCAGAUGUGAGUCCAUAAAGAGUGACCAGUCCAAAGAUCUACCUAUCAACUUCACAACUGAUCCUGGACCUUCAAGACUCGCCUGCAGACUCCGGUCUUCAGCCUCCAUCUGCAUGACCACAAGGAGUGACCUGUCCAAAGAUUUACCCAUAAACUUCAGAGACAAACCUGGACCAACAGAUCCAACAGGUCAGCAGGUCACCUACAGACUCCAGUCUUCAACCUCCAGCUGUGUGUCCAUGAGGAGUGACCUUUCCAAAGACUUACCCAUAAACUUCAGAACUGAUCCUGGACCGUCAGACCCAACACAGGAGAAGAAGGGUGGAGUUACUCAGGAGGAAUGUUUGUCCUGCUGUUCUUUGUGUCAGCACAUCCUGAAGGAUCCGGUCUCUACCAGUUGUAGACAUAAGACCUGCAGAGACUCCAUCAUCUCAUACUGGAACCAGUCUGAUCCAUCAGGACUCUGUUCAUGUCCACAGUGCAUAGACCGAUCCAGAAGCAGAGCUGAACGGCAGACCAUCAGUCAGAACAAAACUAUUAAAGAUGUCCGUCUGCAGAAACUUUUAGAUGAACAUCAGAUCAGUGUGAAGAGAAGAUAUGAAAAUAUAACUGAAGAAACCGAUGAAAAAGGAAGAGAGACUCACUUCAACGCGAUCUACACUGAGCUCUACGUCACAGAGGGACUGAGAGGAGAGGUUCAUACACAACAUGAGGUGUGGCAGCUGGAGACAGUUUCCAAGGUCGUUCAUGAUGUUCCAAUCAGAUGCAAUGAGAUCUUCAAAGAACUAAAUGACCAACAAAGAUCCAUCAGAGUGGUUCUGACCAUUGGUGUUGCUGGGGUUGGAAAAACCUUCUUGGUGCAGAAGUUCACUCUGGACUGGGCCGAGGGCUUGGAGAACCAAGACAUCAGUGCAGUGAUUCCUCUUUCAUUCAGGGAGAUGAACUUGAUCAGAGAUGAGCAGCACAGUCUUCUCACUCUCAUCCAAGUUUUCUAUCCAACCUUCCAGAAGAUCACAGCAGAGCAGCUGUCUGUCUGUAAACUUCUCUUCAUCUUUGAUGGUCUGGAUGAAAGCAGACUUUCUCUGGACUUCAACAACAGUCAGGUGGUGUCUGAUGUCACUCAGAAGUCAUCAAUCAAUGUUCUUCUGACAAACCUCAUCCAGGGACAUCUGCUUCCCUCAGCUCUGGUCUGGAUCACUUCCAGACCUGCAGCAGCCAAUCAGAUCCCUCCUUCAUGUGUCUCCAGGGUAACAGAAGUACGAGGCUUCACUGACUCCCAGAAGGAGGAGUACUUCAGGAGGAGGUUCAGUGAUGAAGAUCUGUCCAGCAGAGUCUUCUCCCACAUCAAGGCCUCCAAGAGUCUCUUCAUCAUGUGUGGAGUUCCAGUCUUCUGCUGGAUCACUGCUGUGGUUCUAGAGCACAUGAUGACCACAGAAAAGAUAGGAGACCUUCCCACCACCAUGACUGACUUGUACUCACACUUCCUGAUGGUCCAGACAAAGAGGAAGAAGAACAAAUACCAGCAGGAACAUGAAGAGAAUCCACAGGAGCUGACAGAGGCUGACAUGGACGUUCUCCUGAAGCUGGGGAGGCUGGCCUUUGAACAUCUGGAGAAAGGAAACAUCAUGUUCUACCAAGAAGACCUGGAGCAGUGUGGUCUGGAUGUCACAGAGGCUUCUUUGUACUCUGGAGUUUGUACUGAGAUCUUCAGAAGAGAGUGUGAGAUCUUCCAGAAAGCAGUUUACUCCUUUGUUCAUCUGAGUGUUCAGGAGUUUCUGGCUGCAGUUUACAUGAUCCACUGUUACAACAACAAGAAGACAGAGGUGGUGGAGAAAUUUCUGGGAAUUUCCUCAGGUCAUAAUAAAAAGAUUGAAUCAACAAAGAAUUUUUUUGUGAAGAAUUUUAAAUCAACAAAAAAAGACGAUCCAGGUUUCCUUUCUCUAGACGAGUUUCUAAACAGAAUCAUGAAGAAAUCUCUGCAGAGUCACACUGGUCACUUGGAUUUGUUUGUUCGUUUUCUUCAUGGUCUCUGUUUGGAGUCCAACCAGAGACUCUUGGGAAGUCUUUUGAGUCAGACAGAGAUGAGUCAAAAGACUUUUAACAAAAUCACCAAAAGCUUGAAAGAGAAGAAGACCCAAGAAAUGUCUCCUGACAGAAGCAUCAACAUCUUCCACUGUCUGGUGGAGAUGAAGGACUUCUCAGUUCAUCAGGAGAUCCAAGAGUUCCUGAAGUCAGAGAACAGAUCAAAGAAGAAACUCUCAGAGAUCCACUGCUCUGCUCUGGCCUACAUGCUGCAGAUGUCAGAGGAGGUUCUGGAUGAGUUGGACUUCAAGAAGUUCAACAUAACACAUGAAGGCCGACUGAGACUGAUACCUGCUGUGAGGAAUUGCAGAAAGUUCACGUUCCAGUCACUGUCUUUUUCAGAUGUAUCAAAAGCUUUCUUUAGACAAGGACCCUUGCGGUCAAACUUUGAGUUGUCAGAGACUCACUGCGAAGCUUUGGCCUCAGCUCUGAAGUCCAACCCAUCCCAUCUGACAGAACUGGAUCUGAGCUGGGUCAUCCUGUCGGAUCCAGCAGUGACUGUUCUGUCUUCUGGAUUGGAAAGUCCAAACUGCAAUCUGAAGGCUCUGAGGUGCUGCUGUUUGGUUAAUAUCUGCUUUGUCAGUUCUAGACUGAGACUGAACAUAUUGAGAAUGUAACUAUUUGGGAUGUUGAAAAAUUUCUCUGAUGAAAUAUCCUCAGAAAAUUCUCUUUCACUGAAACCCCAUCAAUUACCAAACUAUCACUUGUGACAUUUCUAAGGGUACUAGAGCAAGCUGGAAAAGGGGAGGUCCGGCUUGGAUGACUAAUGUAUAUCUAAAGGCUUUGAAGGUCUUAUAGACUCUGAACAAGGUGAUAUUUAAUGAAUUAUUUAAAAGCAACAUGUUGUUCAGCGUCUUUGUUUUGUUUUCCACUUCAAUUUUUCCUAAAUUCCGAAUUUGCUAGGAUAAAGCAACUUGUUUAUGAGAUACUGUUGCAGUACCUAAUGUUUUAAUUAUUAAAUAACAUAUUUUUUAGUUUUACUUUUGUGAAAAAUGUAUUAAUCUUCGGAUGAUUGUUAAGUCAUAAUUAACAAAAAUUGUGAAAUAUUAUCUGGUACUGUUUUUAGAUUUAUCGCGAAAUGUAUCAUAUUGCCAAUACACACCUAUACUCUUAAGGUCUUAUACACUCCGAAGUUUUUAUAGACUGAAUGACUUUUCAGUCCGUACACAAAUAAGCGUAAAUAAGAAAAAAAUAACUAUUUUCAAAACAAAUUUAUUUUCCUUUAAAGCAGAAUUCAAUUGACUUGAUGUUUUUUUAGAAACAUCAAUUAAUACAUGUAAAAAUUUAAUGUUUUUUCUGUUUUUAUAGGUCCUUGUUCUUCUAUUUGACUAACAAUUGAACGAUUUAAAACCAUAUUUGUUCUAAAUUCUUUUCUUCCUCCAAUGACUACUUUAUUCUGGACUCAGGUUGAUAAACUGCAGACUGUCACUCAUCAGCUUGGCUUCUUUGGGCUUGGCUCUGAAGUCCAACCCGUCUCAUCUGACAGAACUGGACCUCAGUAACAACAGCCUGCAGGAUUCAGGCAUGGAGCAUCUGUGUGCUUUUCUAGAGAACCCGGGCUGCAGACUCAAGUCUCUGAGAUUGAUGUUCUGCAGUUUGUCAGAGACCAGCUGUUAUCUUCUGGCUUCAGCUCUAAAGUCCAACCCAUCCCAUCUGGCAGAACUGGACCUGACUUCAAACCCGAACCUACAAGAUUCUGGAGUGAAGCAUCUGUGUGGGUUUCUGGAGAGUCCGGACUGCAGACUCCAGACUCUAGGUUUAGAGAACUGCAGGCUGUCAAAGACCAGCUGUGAUCUUCUGGCCUCAGCUCUGAAGUCCAACCCGUCCCACCUGAUAGAACUGGAAAUGCCUUUCAACAGAUUGAAGGCCUCAGACGUUCAGGAGCUCUGUGGUCUGGUGAACAGUCCACACAACGAACUGGAGACUCUGAGGUCAGUAGAUGAAGUCCAUGUUGAAAUAAACCCAGUUAAUACCACGGCGAAAGGAACAUCAGCAGAACAGAUGAUUUGGAGAUAAAUACAGAUGGAGAUGUUUGGACACAAUGAGAGGAGGAGAUCAGAAACUCAAAGACUAAGACGAUACAUGAAACUCGUUAUAAAGUUUGUUUUAAUUCUGCUGAUGCUUGGCAGUAACAAUCCUUCAUGUGAAUCUCCUUUUGUGUGCAGCUGGAAGCCGGGUUGGCCUUCAGUCUGAGGGUCCAUCAGGUGGAGCAGCAGUUUGUCUGCAGAUGUUCUGGACCGUUCCACUGAAGGAGGAGGAGAGGGGAGUUUUGGAGGAGUCAGAGGAGGAAUGUGGUUCUUUUGUUUCAACUUCAUACUCUGGAAAGAUGCUUUAAACCCGUAGUUUGUAAAAUUAACACAAAUAUUUGAGUGAUGAAAAUGUUACAGAUGUCUGACAACAACAAACUAUUGAGACAUUUUUGUGCAAACAUCUUAGAAAAAACAAGUUAAACUCACUCUAAGCUUCGUAUAUGUGAAUUGUUUUUUUAAAGUCUCAACUUUCUCAUUAAAUCUGAUUAAUCAAAUUUGAUAAAAGCAUUUCUGAGACAUCCAAACUUCCUUACAAAGCUCAUUUGAUAAUGUAGUCUUUGUUUUCUACCCUGUAAUUCAAUCUAUUUCCACUAGGGGUAGUAGAAAGGCUUGUCCUGCUUCCAUGAAAUCUCGAAAACCCUUUUGGCGGGAAAAAAAAAGCCAAUUUCCUAAACUUUCUGCUCAGAAUAACUCAUAUAUUAGUGUAUUUUUUUAAAUGACUACUUUCUGUGUUGAAUUUUUUUUUAUAGUUCUUUAUAAUCCAGUUUCACCAUUUUAAAAAUGUGUAAAUCAACUUUGAGAGUGUAGACAAAUAAGAUUGUGAUACUUUUUAUGUACAGUGAAAAUUUUUAGUUAUGCAAAACUAUUUUUGUGGAUUUCAGAGUUUAAAAAAAAUCUUGAUUUUAAAACAUAAACGUCUCAAAUUGUUGAUAUAGUGACUUUUAUUGUGUUCAAAUAUCCUCAUUUUUAUUUUUUUUCUAUAAAUGCAGUUUGGUUCCUCUGAGAUAUUUUCAGUUCUUUGUCUGAACUGACUUUUUUAGGAGGCUUUUGACACUAAAAUAACUUUCACAUUUAAAGAUGCUUUGCUUAAAUUUGUUUGUAUUUUUUUUUUUGGUAAUGUGGUUUUCUUUGACAGUGUUUGCUGCUGCUGUAAAAUAAUUAGGUGAUUGUUGGGUUUGUCAAAUUUACUACAGGAGAAUAAAUUCCUGCAUUUAUUUAGACUUUUAUUUACAGUGUAUAAACCAAAUCUGAUCAUUUAUUGUGUCAUUAUUAUUUAUUUCACUGCAUGUUGGAUAUCUUUCUGCAUUUGGUAGCUUUCUUAGGGUCAGAAAACCAUGCGGGAUGAAUUUUGCUGUUUUUGCUUUGUAGCAGAAACUUAAAAUGCUUAAAACAGUUUCAGGUUAAUGCAUUAGUUUGUUUUUACUUGCUUUUUAUUUUAAAGAUGUUUUUUUCUGUCAGAGGGUAAAUAAACAAAAAAGCUAAUUUACAUUUGAGGUAUAAAAAGUAUAAUUUCUAAACCUUAAUGAGUCACAAAUGCCUUAGAAUCCCACUCUGAUCAUUUUUGAUUUAUUUUCAAAGUGGUCUUUUAAUUAUGAUAAUGAUGUUUUAACCAAAAUAUUAAAAACCUCUGUGGUUUUUUUGGGCCAUUGUUUCUCUAAAGCAGAAUGAGUUCAUUAGAAAUUCACCUCUGAGUUAUGGGCGGGACUGUUGGAGCCAAUGUAAGCCUCCACUGAUAUCCCAUCAUCCCUUUGUGUACACUCUCUCACUAGCUUACAGCUCCUUGAAACCCCAAACUAAAAUUAGUGGUGCAACAAAAACGGCAAGUAAUCUCAGAGUUAUUCAGUUGUACAGUGUGAUCCAGAUUCCAGCUGAGACGAAGAAAAUAAAGACGUUUAUGGAUCUAUUUGUCUAUGAGUGAUUGCAUCAGAAUGGAGCAGAUUUUAAUU